Messenger RNA from Leptosia nina, 206 nucleotides. The record is from the annotation of a GenBank genome assembly. Lineage: Eukaryota; Metazoa; Arthropoda; Insecta; Lepidoptera; Pieridae.
UACAGGUACCCUUAGAAAAUAUAAAGGUGAAAAAGGAGCGGAUAGUUUCCAUUUCGCCCAACGCCAUAGCCAGUAGUGGAAGUGUUACCAGCGAAUGCGUAACCCACGCUACUGUCAAAGCUUGUGAAGAACUCUUGAAGCGACUUGAGCCAGUCAAACAGGCGAUGAAUGAGCCAACUUGGGCGAGUGGUGAAAGCCGCGUUUGA